AUGUGGCUCAUCAACACCGAAACACUCGAACUCAAAAAUAUCACGAGUCCAUGGAAGGGCUCCUAUGCUGUAUUAUCGCACACCUGGGAAGAUGAGGAAAUCACUUUCCAAAAGUUCUCGGAUCUCGCGUCGGCCCGGAACACCCGCGGAUUCACCAAGAUCGAGAAGACUUGCCAGUUAGCCAAGGAAAAAUAUGGGUUGGAAUAUGCUUGGGUAGAUACUUGUUGUAUCGACAAAACUAGCAGCGCCGAGCUGUCUGAGGCGAUAAACUCGAUGUACAGAUGGUACCAAGCAGCAGCGGUAUGCUUCGUCUACCUUUCUGAUAUGCCUCCUAACCCUGACGGGAUUUCACAUGGUCCCGGAGAGGAUGACGCGGGCAUCAAAGACCUCACUCAUGAGCGGUUGGGAAAAUGCAAGUGGUUUACUAGAUGCUGGACGCUUCAGGAGCUACUCGCGCCGAAGAACGUCGAGUUCUAUGACGCAGGUUGGGAUUUCAUCGAGACCAAGAAUUUAUGGCUUCUCGAACCUCUAUCCGAUAUCACCGGAAUCAAUACCGCAUGUUUGAGAAACGGCUCUCAGAUUUGGGAUCAGCCAAUCGGGACGCGGAUGCAAUGGGCCUCUAAUAGAAGGGCUACUCGACCCGAGGAUACAGCAUAUUGUCUACUCGGAAUUUUCGAUAUCAAUAUGCCUUUGUUAUAUGGAGAAGGAAGCAAGGCUUUUCUUCGACUUCAAGAGGAGAUAUGCAAGCAGACUAACGACUUAUCCCUAUUCGCGUGGACAACUCAGCCUGGCGAUGCCUCUUCUUUGUUUGACGACUAUCGCGGUAUACUAGCCACGCACCCCUGUGAGUUCGCUGGUUUUCGCGAAAUAGAACGUCGGCCCGAUGAAGUCACUUUCCGCGGCGAGCUGGCAGUCACGAACAAGGGUCUUCGUUUUGACGAUAUUCAGCUGUAUAACUCCGAAGAAUAUGAGAACGGGUCGGCGUGGAGCAUUUUCUGUCUGACAUGA
Messenger RNA from Annulohypoxylon truncatum, 1008 nucleotides. Its product is annotated as heterokaryon incompatibility protein-domain-containing protein. NCBI's taxonomy places the organism in Eukaryota, Fungi, Ascomycota, Sordariomycetes, Xylariales, Hypoxylaceae. The transcript has 2 exons. The record is from RefSeq and is a predicted model, not a curated record. Bases 1 to 1008 code for a protein of 335 amino acids.